This is a messenger RNA of Miscanthus lutarioriparius, 687 nucleotides long. NCBI's taxonomy places the organism in Eukaryota, Viridiplantae, Streptophyta, Magnoliopsida, Poales, Poaceae. The record is from the annotation of a GenBank genome assembly.
AUGGACAACCAUGACGCUUCGGCCGCCAAGGAGUGCUUCAGUUCUAUCCCUUCGUCGUCGUUGUGCUCCGGUAAGGUAGGAAUAAUGGCAUCGCCAAAGAUGUCGGACGACCAGCCGCACAGGCCGACAACGGCCGACACCUGGCCACGCGGAGAGAAGCUGGAGACCGCCUUCAUUGGGGUGCGACCGAGGCCAUGGGGCACGUUCGCCGCCGAGAUCCGGGACUCCACGCGCCGGGGCGUCCGCGUGUGGCUCGGCACCUUCGACACCGCCGAGGCCGCCGCGCUCGCCUACGACCAGGCCGCCUUCGCCGCACGCGGCUCCACCGCCGUCCUCAACUUCCCCGUGGACCGCGUCCGGGCGUCCCUGGCGCCGCUCGAGCUCGCCGGUACGGUGGGGUCCCCCGUCCUCGCGCUGAAGCGGCGGCACUGCAAGCGGAAGCGCAGGCGCCGCCGGCGGUGCAAAAUGAUCUCGAGCUCCGCUGUGGCCACCGUCACCAACGGCAGUAGUAAUCCAUUCUCCGACGACGUGUCCAGCAGCUCCAUCGUGUCCAUGGCAGCGCCGCCACAGCAGCAGGUGACUGCGCUCAGCUGCCAGUGCUGCUGCAGCGUCAUUGAGCUCGAGGACCUCGGCACCGAUUACUUGGACGAGCUGCUGCGGGUAUCAUGCGAGUCCACAGCUGGUUGA